This is a messenger RNA of Symbiodinium sp. CCMP2592, 1839 nucleotides long. NCBI's taxonomy places the organism in Eukaryota, Dinophyceae, Suessiales, Symbiodiniaceae. The record is from the annotation of a GenBank genome assembly.
AUGUCAGGCUGGGAUACGGCACUUCAGCAGUCCAUACUCGAAGUUGCGGGGGAUGAUGCUGGAAUUGCAGGGCUCCUAGACCCGGCGGCUUCCUCGGAAGACCUCGUGCUUGCAAAGCGAAAACCGGGUAGGCCCAAGGGCACUAAAGGCAGCCGCAUUGCUCGCUCUGAUGCUGAAGCUCGCGCGGCAGCCUCCAUGCCUGAUUUCGAUCUGGAUGCGUCUCUGGACCGUCGGGCCCAGCAGUUGGACCUACCUUCCUGGCAGAGCCACGACAGGAGCACAGAAAGGCAAUUGCAGCGAUGCGAGCAGCAGGAUUUGAUGUGGAGAGUUGGCCGGCAGUUUGGUUUGCUUCCAGCCGUUCUCCAGGCUGGCAGGCCCGUGCAGAAGACGGUGGUGCAAGCAUUGUGCCAUGCACUGGAUUCAGAGAAACAAAAUCUGGUAGACGUGAAACUGUCGAAGUCUGGGAAGGUUAGGGCCGCAGCAACUGACCCAGUCAAGCAGUCUGAAGCCGUGGAUCGUUUCCUGGACGGUACGGCCUUGACUUGCUCCUGCACUUCGCUGGCGAACAUACAUCAGUGUAACAGCUCGACACUCCAGAAGCAUUUGCUGGCGAGUGCAUGCAUUGUUGCUGAAUCCAGCAGCUUCAUGCUCGGGUCGAUGGUGGAGACGUGCCUCUCCGCGGCAAAGGCCCAGGGUCUUUUGCCGAUGCUUUUUGCAUUGCGAGUGCGGUAUGAUGAAACACCGACAAAAGUGCGACUGGUCAGUGCUUGUGACAAAAGCUUGCAGCAAAGUUGUGGCUUCGUGUUUGUCCCAAAGGCCGCAUCGUCAGGCCAAGCCCUUCAAGAUUUUGGUGCAAGGCAAGGCCUGGCCGUCGGUGAGUCCUGCACCCUGGCCAAAAUACUCCAGACAGAACUGGAACUUGGCAUGCUCUUCGCUUCGCCUGACAUGGGUGACUACUGGUGGGUUCGAUCCCCAAUCCCCUGUACGCUUUCCGCAAUGGAUCGCACUACCGGCGAAAAUGAGCGUGCAGCGGUGUGGGACCAGAUCUCCAGAGUUCCAGAAAUGAACCGCCUGGCGAGAACAUUCAAGUAUCGCAUGCGGCUAACUUGCACAGACCGUUACAGUGCAAACUACCGGUGUGAAAAGGGCUUGCAAUGCGAAGGUUUCAUGCCGAAAUUUGCCAAAGUCCACACACCGUGCGACUGCCACAAGGUGGCAACGUCGCUCAAGUGUGGCAUUGCAAACCUGGAGAAAGAUGUGAGCGGCUUGGUUAACAGUGCGCUGGUGAUGGCUGGGGAGGCUGGGGCUUUGCACAAGCUCAGAAGCCUCUUGUUCAACGUCAUCGCUGCGGAUCUGGAUAUCAAGAAGGAAAUGCCGCCUUCGAAUGUCCUGCUGGAAGAGUACAGAACAGAUAUGCUGAAGUUGUACCUUCCACAAGAGUCACUAGAUGGCACCAGGCGACAGCGUCACAGGAACCGGGAACGAGAGUAUGUCCUCAGAUCCUUCUUGAACGGUUAUAUCAACACUGACUGUGACGGUGUCCAGCAUUUCUGCGCUCCAGGUUGUUGUGAGGACCGGCAAGAAACCCUGAAAUGCAUAUACUUGUUUGUGGUACCAGCUUUGCUGCCAUCCAAGCUACCGGUGCUGUGCAGAAAAGGCUGGCACAAUCAGUGCUACCCUGUGGACUGGUGUGGUCUGCUGGAGGCGCACCACCGUCUCUUUUCACGCCUGUUGCUGGCCUUCGUGGGUUCGCCGCACAGAGACCUACAGGCAAGUGCUGCUGCUGCAACCGCUGUCGCUCCAGAGGAGGCCUUGGCGGUGGCAGGCUGGCUGUUGUGA